CACAUGAUAUGGAGGGGAUUGGAACACCUGAAUCACAUGAUAUGGAGGGGAUUGGAACACCUGAAUCACAUGAUAUGGAGGGGAUUGGAACACCUGAAUCACAUGAUACGGAGGGGAUUGGAACACCUGAAUCACAUGAUACGGAGGGGAUUGGAACACCUGAAUCACAUGAUAUGGAGGGGAUUGGAACACCUGAAUCGCAUGAUAUGGAGGGGAUUGGAACACCUGAAUCGCAUGAUAUGGAGAAGAUUGGAACACCUGAAUCACAUGAUAUGGAGGGGAUUGGAACACCUGAAUCGCAUGAUAAGGAGGGGAUUGGAACACCAGAAUCGCAUGAUGGAGGGGAUUGGAACACCUGAAUCACAUGAUAUGGAGGGGAUUGGAACACCAGAAUCGCAUGAUUGGGAGGGGAUUGGAACACCUGAAUCACAUGAUAUGGAGGGGAUUGGAACACCUGAAUCACAUAUAUGGAGGGGAUUGGAACACCUGAAUCACAUGAUAUGGAGGGGAUUGGAACACCUGAAUCGCAUGAUAUGGAGGGGAUUGGAACACCUGAAUCGCAUUAUAUGG
Staurois parvus is the source of this 570-nucleotide messenger RNA. NCBI's taxonomy places the organism in Eukaryota, Metazoa, Chordata, Amphibia, Anura, Ranidae. The record is from the annotation of a GenBank genome assembly.